This is a messenger RNA of Camarhynchus parvulus, 2921 nucleotides long. It is a transcript of the gene DKC1, whose product is annotated as dyskerin pseudouridine synthase 1. The record is from RefSeq and is a predicted model, not a curated record. Gene Ontology annotation, biological process: rRNA pseudouridine synthesis; box H/ACA sno(s)RNA 3'-end processing; mRNA pseudouridine synthesis. Gene Ontology annotation, cellular component: box H/ACA snoRNP complex. The transcript has 15 exons. NCBI's taxonomy places the organism in Eukaryota, Metazoa, Chordata, Aves, Passeriformes, Thraupidae. Gene Ontology annotation, molecular function: pseudouridine synthase activity; RNA binding. The coding region runs from base 75 to 1622 and encodes 515 amino acids.
GAGCGCGGGGCCCGACGGGACGGGGCGGUCGGUGCGGUGCGAUCCGAGCGGCGGGGCCAGCACGCGGCGCGGCCAUGGCGGACGGGGACGGUUCCAGCGUGAAAAAGCGGCGGAAGAAGGAGAAGCGGGCGCUCGCCGAUGAUGAUGUAGCGGACAUCCAGCACACCGAGGACUUUCUGAUCAAGCCCGAGUCCCGCGUGGCCCAGCUGGACACGUCGCAGUGGCCCUUGCUGCUGAAGAACUUCGACAAGUUAAAUGUGAGGACAGCACACUACACACCUCUUCCUUCCGGUGCUAAUCCCCUGAAGAGAGAAAUUUCUGACUAUGUUAGGUCUGGCUUUAUUAACCUGGACAAACCCUCCAACCCAUCCUCUCACGAGGUGGUGGCGUGGAUCCGGCGCAUCCUGCGAGUGGAGAAGACGGGGCACAGUGGCACCCUGGACCCCAAGGUGACAGGGUGCCUCAUCGUGUGCAUCGAGAGGGCCACACGGCUGGUCAAAUCUCAGCAGAGUGCAGGCAAAGAGUAUGUGGGAAUUGUUCGGCUGCACAAUGCCAUUGAGAGUGAGGCUCAGCUGGCCAGGGCCAUAGAAACCCUGACAGGUGCCCUGUUCCAGCGGCCCCCCCUCAUUGCUGCUGUCAAACGACAGCUAAGAGUCAGAACCAUCUACGAGAGCAAGCUGGUGGAGUAUGAUCCUGAGAGAAGAUUAGGUAUCUUCUGGGUGAGCUGUGAAGCAGGCACGUACAUCAGAACCCUCUGUGUGCACCUGGGGCUGCUGCUGGGCGUGGGGGGCCAGAUGCAGGAGCUGCGCAGAGUCCGCUCGGGCAUCCUGGGAGAGACGGACAACAUGGUGACCAUGCACGACGUGCUGGAUGCCCAGUGGCAGUACGACAACAACAAGGAUGACAGCUACCUGAGAAGGGUCAUCCUGCCCCUGGAGAAACUGCUGACUUCACACAAGAGGCUCGUCAUGAAAGACAGUGCAGUUAAUGCCAUUUGCUAUGGAGCCAAGAUCAUGCUGCCUGGUGUUCUGAGGUAUGAGGAUGGGAUUGAGCUUAAUCAGGAGAUUGUUGUCAUCACCACAAAAGGAGAAGCCAUCUGCCUAGCCAUUGCCCUGAUGACCACAGCAGUCAUUUCUACGUGUGACCACGGCGUGGUGGCAAAGAUCAAGAGAGUGAUCAUGGAGAGAGACACCUACCCCCGGAAAUGGGGGCUGGGCCCCAAGGCCAGUCAGAAGAAGAUGAUGAUCCAGAAGGGUCUGCUGGACAAGCAUGGAAAGCCCAACGAGAGCACACCAGAGUCCUGGAAGAUGGAAUAUGUGGAUUACAGGGAUACUUCCAGGAAAGAAGCAGCUGCUGAUCACCAGGCUGUUUCAGAGGUGGACAGGGCUGCAAAAAGAAAGAGAGACUCAGAGAGUGAAAACGAGGAAGCUGUGACCCCUCCAUCCCCUGCCACCCCACCACCAGAGGAGCUGAGCAAAAAGGAAAAGAAAAAGAGGAAGAAAGAGAAGAAGGCCCAAGAGGCAGCUGAGAGUGGAGGAGAACAAAUUGAGAGGACUAGUGAGAGCAGCAGCAAGAAGAAGAAGAAGAAGAAACACAAGGAGGUAGAAGAGAGCUCGGACUAAGCAGCUGGGUGUGUCCAAAGCAGGCAACCUCAUCAGUGUAAGGAGGAGGAGUUUUAGGCCUUGAGAAGAGGAGAACUGGCUGUGUGGCAGAGGAGCCAGCAAGUUCAAGUUCUUUUCUGCUGUUUAUAUGAGUGAGGGGGUGUUUGCCCUGCUCAGGUGCCCCUCUUCAUCCUGUUUUAAGGGUUGCCAGAGGAGCAGGGUGCCUCAUUGUCCCUGCACUGGAUUGAUCUCUAAAGCUGAGCACCAUGAUGCCAACAGAAGUGGUAUCUUCAGGGAAACUGUAGCUUCUGGAUCUUCCUUGGUCUCUGUUUUCACCUUAGUGAGGGUGGAGUAAUCUUUCUCCCCCCUCAUGUACUGCCUCUUUCUUCCUUUUCUCCCAAGGCUGAGGCUGUUACCUGACAGUUAAAGAAUGUGUUGCUUCCUGGAGGAGUGGCUUUGUCACAGCCCAUGUGCAUGGGUUUCCAUGGGGACAGUCAGAUCAGUUAUUUCUGAAGGACUGUGUUUUGUUUUAACCUGGCCACAUGCUUGGCUUCACCUUCAGUUAAAUGAGAACAAAUAGUCCACUCAGAUUGUUUUUCACUCCUUUUUUGACCUUUAUCAUGAAAGGAUUAGAGAACUUAAUUCCUCCUUUUUGCUUAUAGCACGAGGCUGUGCUUGUUCAUGGUGUGCUGAUUGCCAAGCCCAGCAGUGUGUCCCUUUUGCUGGCUCUUUGCUCUUCUCUACCCUUUGUUGGACUGCAAAGCUGUUGGUUGCCUUGCCUGGUUCUGAUGCCCAGUGUGCUGUGAAGGCUGGAGGUGGGGAUGUGGCUGGAGGGCAGAAGGUGACCAGGAGGUGACCAGCUUGUUCUUCAUGCUGCUGGGACUGGAGUCCUCCUGAGGAAAAGCUUGGUCAGAGGCAGGUCUGCCAAGGGGCACUGGGGGUGGGCUUGAACGGUUUCAGAUAAAUCUGUUGCUGACCUAUCUGGAAUUACUUGCUGGGGGCAGAAGGUCUCUACUCUGUCACAGGGGUAGUGCUGAGCCAGAAUUGAGUUCCUUUUAAUGAGGAAAAACCUCAGGCUGUUUUGUUCUGAGUUUCAUCCCUGCAGAGAUUCUGUCAACUGUUGGUUUAACCUCGUGCACUGCUUUAGUCUUAAUGGUCUAUCCUCCCCUCCAGUGCUGGAGAUGCAGGCAGAGGGGACAGCAGCUGGUGGGUGUUAAAACCUGAGCACGAAAAAAAAAAAGGUCCAUUUUUAUUUACUCUUUUUUUACAAAAAAAUAAAUAAAACUUCCAGUUUUGAACAGGUGAUUUUCUUGCUCCUUU